CUGUAGGAGUUUCUGAAUCAGCGCAGGCCUUCUGCCGGCCGCCAGCGGGCGGGCGGGCAGCGCAGAAAAAAAGGGGAGGAAAAGUGUGUUUACACAGACGGUAAACCACCAGGGGAAUCGCAGGGGGAGAGGAAGUCAGCCGGCUAUGUGUCUGCCUUCUCCAACUUCCUGCUCAGAAGAAGAAAAAAGCCCAGGAUCCUAUUUCAGUCCGGCACAAGCGUGCAGAGCAGGAGUAAGCAUGGAAAAACAAGGACUCAGGCAAGCUUCGCCCUGAACUUUCACGGAGAAAGAAAAAAGAGCAACUCGGACGGAGAUCGAAGGCAUGGACAGCGCCAUCACUCUGUGGCAGUUCCUGCUGCAGCUGCUGCUAGACCAGACUCACAAACACCUGAUAUGCUGGAUGUCCACAGACGGCGAGUUCAAGCUGCUCAAAUCUGAGGAAGUGGCCAAGCUGUGGGGGCUCCGCAAGAACAAGACCAAUAUGAACUACGACAAGCUGAGCCGGGCCCUGCGCUACUACUAUGACAAGAACAUCAUCAAGAAGGUGAUUGGCCAAAAGUUUGUGUAUAAGUUCGUUUCCUUCCCUGAGAUCCUCAAGAUGGACCCACAGGCGGUGGAGAUGGGCUUGGCCACUGGAAGGCUUCCUUUGCAAGAAGGCAAUGCCCAUGAGCUGGAAGCAGAAGAGGAGGAGGAGGUGGAGAGUGAGGAGGAGACACAGAGGAGGACCCAGGGAGCUCUGUCGCAGCCGUGCCGGAGCGACUACCUCCACUCAGGACUGUACUCAUCCUUCAGCAUCAGCUCCCUGCAGACCCAGUCGGAGUUUCUCCGUGCUCUGCGGGAGCACCAGGAAGAGCCGCGCUCCGUGAUCCGCUUCGGCACCAACAGCAACAAAAGGAGCUCUUCUCCUCCUCCUGUCAAAUCUGAGUCCUUUGUCUCCUCCAGGGCGUCCAAACUACUCUCUCUCCCCCCAUCCUCGCCGCAAACCCAACCUGGCCGAAGCUGGAGUCCCGCUGCCGCCAAAGAGGAGGAGGAGGAGGAGGAGGAGGAGGAGGAGGAGGACAAGGCGGACUCUGACCAGAACGCCCAGCCCCUCAACCUCUCCUCAGGGCACCGGGAGCGCGCCCUGCAGCCCCAUGAAAAGAGGAGCAGUGAUGGUAGAAACACUUCCACCGGCAGUAGUGCCAACCAAGGAGAUGGACUCCCACCUAAAAGCAAAAAGCCCAAAGCUCUGGAGAUCUCCCCUCCGUCCCUGCUCUUGACAGGGAGUGACAUCGGCUCCAUCGCCCUCAACAGCCCCGCCCUGCCUUCCGGCUCGCUCACUCCUGCCUUCUUCGCAGCACAGACUCCCUCGGGUUUGCUGCUGGCUCACAGUCCGCUCUUGUCAGGCAUCCACUUCUGGAGCAGCCUGAGCCCCGUGGCUCCCCUCAGCCCCGCCCGCCUGCAGGGCCACAGCUCGCUCUUCCAGUUCCCCAGCCUAAUCAACAGACACAUGCCGGUCCCCCUGCCAAACCUGGAAGGAACACCCUCCUCUCUGCUCCUGUCACCCACCACCCACAAAUCCUGAUCCGGUGAAAAGCCUCCAUCUUCCUCCUUCCGGGUGGAAAUUUUCUCAUUGGUUGUGCUCCUUUGUCGAAUUCUGCUUCAGAAAUUAGACCGGACCUCAUUCUCUUUUUGCACUUGAAUUGCUCUGUUUCUAGUUUUUUUUUUAAGCACUUGGUUGAAGCCAUACUCCACGUCGUCUGUGAGAACACAGAACAUUCCUGUCCUCCAUGCACAGAAUGACAUGCAGCUCCUUCUGUGCAGGACUGACGUAAAAAUCUAUAUAUUUUUUCUCCUUUAAAUGUUAAUCACAUGUGACCAUCUCACCUGUGCGACAUCACAGGUCAUGUAUGCACUAUGCUUCUCUGCCAGCUGUGCCUUGUUCUAGUAUUUUUUAUUUUUUGCUUUAUUUUGAAAUCUUUGAAUGAAGACGAGAUUAAAAGUCAAAGAAAAACUUUUCUUACUGUUUUUAUAUACUGGACUUAGCAUACAAUAUGUAUUCUGAAUAUUUUUUUGUAUUGUGAAGAAUGUCAUUUUCAAUAAAAGCAUUGAAUGCUUGAA
Oryzias latipes (Japanese medaka) is the source of this 2100-nucleotide messenger RNA. Its product is annotated as ETS domain-containing protein Elk-3. Lineage: Eukaryota; Metazoa; Chordata; Actinopteri; Beloniformes; Adrianichthyidae. Gene Ontology annotation, molecular function: DNA-binding transcription factor activity, RNA polymerase II-specific; sequence-specific DNA binding. Gene Ontology annotation, cellular component: nucleus. The record is from RefSeq and is a predicted model, not a curated record. Gene Ontology annotation, biological process: cell differentiation; regulation of transcription by RNA polymerase II.